AUGGCUACAAGCUCUGCUCAUCUCAACCAAGAGAAGUAUUGCACCCAACUCAUCAACUUUGAGACCAAGCCAAGUAUUACCAAGAAACAACUCAAGGAAACUUUGGAAGCCAGUCCUCAAAAUGUUACCGAUGAUGAAAAGAUAGAAGCCAUGAAGACUCUCUUGAUGAUGCAAUUGAACGGAGAAGAUUUCUCCCACUUGCUCAUGACCAUCAUUCAAUAUGUUUUGCCAAAUCAAAACAAGAUGAUGAAGAAGUUGGCCUACUAUUAUUUGGAAACUAUGAAUAGAAGAGAACCAGGUAGUGGUAAGAUGAUUUCGUACCUCUUGAUGUGCUGCUCCCACAUUAGAAACGAUCUCCUUCAUCCAAACGAAUAUGUCAGAGGUUUUGCUCUUCGUUUCUUGUCUCGUGUUCGUGAACCAGAAAUGUUAGAACCUCUCAUCACUCCAAUCCUUCAAAACUUGGAGCACAGAACAUCCUACGUCCGUAGAUGUGCAGUUACAACCAUCUUUUCUAUUUACAGCAAUUCUGAUGAAACUAAUGGUGAAAGUCUUAUUCCUGAUGCUCCAGAGUUGAUGGAAGAAUUCUUAAAGACUGAAACUGAAAUCUCUGCUAUGAGACAUGCUUUCAUCAUGCUCUUCCACUGCGAUCAAGAAAGAGCUGUAAGAUACUUGAGAGACAUUAUGAAUACUGUCAGUCAACAAGGAGACAUUUUCCAAUUGGCUAUUUUGAAUCUCUUGAAGCAAAUGUGUAAACAAUACCCAAGUGAAAAGGCUAUUUAUCUCAGAGUUAUUAGUAGCUUGUUGGAAUCCAAGUCAAAUUCUGUUGUUUAUCAAUGCUGUUGUACAUUAGUUUCCCUUUCUUCCUCACCAAUUUCUAUCAAGUAUGCUGCCACAAACUUUAUCAAGCUUUUGCAAAAUCACUCUGAUAGCAAUGUCAAGUUGAUUUGUCUCGAAAGAUUGACUGAAUUGAAGACCAAGUUUGGUGUUGAUGUUAUGCAACAAGAACAAAUUGUUCUCGACUUGCUUCGUACUCUUUCUUCAUCAACUUCUGUCAAUUUGGAUAAUGACAUUAGAAGAAAGAUUUUAGAACUCGCUAUGGAAUUGAUUUCUCCAUACACUGUUGAGGCUGUUGUUAAUGCUUUGAGACGUGAAUUGCAAAAGUCCAGAUCUGAAACUGUCGAAUAUGAAAAGCAAUCUGAACAAGAAUAUCGUAGACAUGUUAUGCGUACCAUUCACAUUUGUGUCAGAAAGUUCCCAGACCAAACCAACGCCUCUGUUCUUACUCUCAUUGGUUCUGAUCAAUAUUUGAGUGAUGCUUGUGGUGUUGAAUGUGCCAUGCUUGUUCGUGAAGUUAUUGAAAUUUCUUCCAAUGAAUUCCGUGCUAAGGUUAUUGAAAAGUUGUGUGAACAUUUUGCUACUAUUAACAAUGCCAGAACCUUCCGUAUUGUUUUAUGGAUUUUGGGUGAUUAUUGCGAUAGUGCUGAACAAAUUCAACAAACCUUCCAAACUGUUAAGGUUGAAUUGACUGAAUUAAUUCAAAAUGUUGAUGAAUUGGCUAUUGACAAGCCAGAAGAAAAUGAUGAUACCAUCAGCGAUGCUGGUAGUUUGAGAUCUUCGAAGACUACUAGAUCUACUGCUACCACUUCUGCCAUUGGUAAGGACGGUACCUAUGUUACUCAAUUUGCUGAUACUCUCACCAGCACUGAAGCCAACAACAAUGCAGUUGCUUCUACCUCUUUGAAGGGAUUGAUUGAGGAAAGAAACUUUUACUUGGUUUCUGUUGUUGCCAACACUCUCACCAAGUUGGCUCUCAAGUUCAAGCAAAUUAACACUAACAAGAAGGAAGUUAACAAGAUGAUUGCUGAGGUUAUGAAUAUUUUGGCUGUUCUUAUUCGUAUUGGUUUGAGCUCAUCUGGUGCCUCAUCCAAGAAUACUGAAGCUGCUAAGGGCGUUGCUGAAUUGGCUCACAAAGGAAUCAAGAUGGACAAGGACACCCUUGAAAGAAUCAAUUUGUGCUUGAAAAUUUUGGCUUCCAAGUCUGAUGAUGAACUCUCAUUGCUUGAUAUUAACGACAAUCGUGGUGCUUUCACUCGUAUUCUUGAAGAAGAAAAGACUAGAGAAGCUGCUGAACGUGAAGGGCUCAAAUCCAAGAAGGAAUUGCAACAAAUUCAAUGUGACUCCCUCAUUCAUGUACCUCAAUUGAAGGGAAGAUCUAUUGAUGCUAUUGACUUUGAAGAUGAUCCAGCUGAUAUUUCUAGAGCCACCUCUAACUUGUCUGCCUCUAUGGCUUCCGAUCACGAAAAGCUCAUGACCAGAUUGAGCCGUGUUACUCAACUUACUGGUUUCUCUGAUCCAGUUUAUGCUGAGGCUCAAGUUGUUACUCACCAAUUUGAUAUCAUGUUGGACAUUUUGGUUGUUAACACCACUAACCAAACCUUCCAAAACUUGACACUUGAAAUGAGUACUGUUGGUGAUUUGAAGCUCUGUGAACGUCCACAAACUUACACUCUCGCUCCAGGUGCAAGACAACACAUUACAGCCAACAUUAAGGUUUCUUCCACUGAAAAUGGUAUCAUCUUUGGUAAUAUUGUUUAUGACACUCCAAAGGGUGAAUCUUUCUGUAUUAUUCUUAAUGAUAUCCAUAUCAACAUUAUGGAUUAUAUCUUCCCAGCCAUCUGUAAUGAUAUUCAAUUCCGUGCUAUGUGGUUCGAAUUUGAAUGGGAAAAUAAGAUUACUAUCAAAUCUUUCACUACCGAUGUUUCCCUUAGAGAUUAUCUUACACUGAUCAAGGAUGUUACUAAGACUAACUGUCUCACACCUGAAAGUGCUCUUGAUGGUGAUUGUGAGUUCUUGUCUGCCAAUCUCUAUGCUAAGAGCAGCUUUGGUGAAGAUGCUUUGGCUAACGUUUCUUUAGAAAAGUUACCAGAAGGCAAUAUUGAAGGUGUUGUCAGAAUUCGUAGUAAGACUCAAGGAAUUGCGUUGUCAUUAGGUAAUAUUAUUGCUGAUCAAACUAAGAUGUUUGACGCAAAGAAGUUGAAGAAAUAAACUAAUCUUUGAGUUUCUCAGAU
Molecule: messenger RNA, 3068 nt
Organism: Naegleria gruberi
Lineage: Eukaryota; Heterolobosea; Eutetramitea; Acrasida; Naegleriidae
Product: coatomer protein complex, subunit beta 1-like protein
Exons: 2
Coding region: 1-3045 (1014 amino acids)
Biological process (GO): endoplasmic reticulum to Golgi vesicle-mediated transport; intra-Golgi vesicle-mediated transport; intracellular protein transport
Cellular component (GO): COPI vesicle coat; cytoplasm
Molecular function (GO): structural molecule activity
Source: RefSeq, a predicted model, not a curated record